UAUCAUCAAAGACAAAAGGCACAGCCAAGGUUCUGUACAAACCUCAAUUUAGAAGGCUUCACGUGGAUUUGGGAAUAGAUAAGAGAGAGACAACAAAUAUAUCUGUCGACAUCGUCUUCCUACAUGCAGCUCCCCGCUUAGCUUUAUUGAAAAGGAGCAGCCCAUUAAAGCAUUUGAUAGGUAGGAAGGCUUGGUCUGAGGGUGCUGGCUGGCUGCUGGUUGGAGAUGAGAUAAGAGCACUGGGAAGAGAGAAAAGAAGUGGCUGUCUGACAGGAGCUGAAUACAAAUCAGCAAUCAUUUCUCCUGCAGCCACACCAGUGAGGCAAAUCAAUAAUAUAUAAUAAUGUAAAGCGAAAUGGACAAAUUAGCCGCCAUCAAUUACAGGAGCAUUAGUUGUGAAUGGAAAUUAUGGAAUUUUUGCUGAUAUUGCACUGCAACAGAAGGGAUGGGAAAUGAGGAGAAAUGAGAUUUUUUUCUAGGACCAAGCCACUGUACAGCCUGUCCUCGGUGCCAUGCCUGAACUGAUCCAUGUGCAGUUUUGGAUAGCAGUGAUGAGGCUGGUCUAAACCUUAGAGAAAAGAAGGUUUAAAAGGAGCAGAGGCGAGAUGGAGUUGGAUAAUAUCUCACUAGAUAACUUUACCAGCAACAUCACAGAGAUUCCUGACACCACUACAACUCCACCCUGGAGCGAGGCCACGCUGCUUGGCCUCCAGAUCUCCCUGUCUGCACUGUUAGCUCUCGUCACGCUGGCUACUGUCCUUUCAAACGCCUUCGUCAUCGCCACCAUCUUUCUGACCAGGAAGCUCCACACACCUGCCAACUUCCUGAUCGGCUCCCUCGCCGUCACAGACCUGCUGGUGUCUAUUUUAGUCAUGCCAAUUAGCAUCGUAUACACCGUCAGCAAGACCUGGUCGUUCGGGCAGAUUGUUUGUGACAUCUGGCUGUCGUCUGACAUCACCUUCUGCACGGCCUCCAUCUUGCACCUGUGUGUGAUCGCACUGGACCGCUACUGGGCCAUCACAGAUGCGCUGGAGUACUCAAAACGCCGCACCAUGCGCCGGGCAGGGAUCAUGGUUGGGGUGGUGUGGGUGAUCUCCAUAUCAAUUUCCAUGCCUCCACUUUUCUGGCGUCAGGCCAAAGCCCACGAGGAGCUUACAGAGUGCUUGGUGAAUACAGAUCAGAUCUCUUACACCCUAUACUCCACCUUCGGCGCCUUCUACGUUCCCACGGUGCUUCUCAUCAUCCUCUAUGGACGGAUCUAUGUUGCCGCCCGCUCCCGCAUCUUUAAGACGCCAUCAUCCUCGGGGAAACGCUUCACCACAGCACAGCUCAUCCAGACCUCUGCAGGCUCCUCUCUCUGUUCUCUUAAUUCUGCCUCCAACCAGGAAGCACACCUACACUCUGGCAAUGCAGGAGGUGGAGGGGGAGGGGGAGGAUCGCCUCUGUUCAUGAAUAGUGUGAAAGUGAAGCUGGCAGACAGCGUGCUGGAAAGGAAACGUCUGUGUGCAGCUCGGGAGAGGAAAGCGACCAAGACAUUGGGCAUCAUCUUGGGCGCGUUCAUUGUCUGUUGGCUCCCAUUCUUUGUCGGCACGCUCGUCAUGGCCAUAUGUAAAGAGUGCUGGUUUGAUCCAGUGCUUUUUGAUAUAUUCACCUGGCUGGGAUACCUGAACUCCCUCAUCAAUCCUGUCAUUUACACCGUAUUCAACGAUGAGUUCAAACAAGCUUUCCAAAAACUCAUUAAAUUCAGACGGUGCUCCUGAAAAACUUUACAGUGGAUUAAAACUCUUGGAAAACAGGGAGUGAAAAAGACAAUGAACAAAAAAAGAUAAUAAUGAUAAUGAAAGUACCGCACACUUAAAUGUUCCAUCUUGUAAAAACAUGCUAAUUGUGAUUUUUAUUUUUUCUUUACAUCAGACAACUCUGUGCCAUAGCUCUUUGGAUUCCUACAGCAUACCCUUCAUGUAGACUUGCAUGCACGCUAAAAAAAAGAGACAAAUCUUGACCCCCAAGAAUUGUGGAACUCAUCUUUAAAAGAUAAAGAAAAGGGAUUUGAAGUCUAUUUCAUGUCACGAGGCACUGCUGUUAUUUCUUGGACAGAAGCAAAAAAGUAUUGGUGUAACUGUAUGGAACAAGCAAACUCAUAGUGACUGGGUUUAAUCCAGCAAAAAUGAAAAGCCAUGAAAUAUAUGUUGUCUUAAUCUCUGUGUCAUACUGUA
Molecule: messenger RNA, 2216 nt
Organism: Micropterus dolomieu (smallmouth bass)
Lineage: Eukaryota; Metazoa; Chordata; Actinopteri; Centrarchiformes; Centrarchidae
Gene: htr1d
Product: 5-hydroxytryptamine (serotonin) receptor 1D, G protein-coupled
Exons: 1
Coding region: 606-1760 (384 amino acids)
Biological process (GO): regulation of behavior; G protein-coupled receptor signaling pathway, coupled to cyclic nucleotide second messenger; regulation of locomotion
Cellular component (GO): plasma membrane; dendrite
Molecular function (GO): G protein-coupled serotonin receptor activity; neurotransmitter receptor activity
Source: RefSeq, a predicted model, not a curated record